AUCGAUGAAAUCGCGAUUUUCAUUCUGCGAAUCUGCAAAUUACCGAUUACUUGGCCGAUUAACCGGUUUCUACGGAAUCUUUCCCACCGAUAAAUGUCUACUCGCUUGCAGGCCACCAUCCACGAGCCAUCGACCGUCAUCACGGAACAGCCAUCGCGCUUCCGUCGCUUGUUAUUCCGCGAAUUAACGGCAGGUCACCGUUGAUUAAUCCACGAAUCGACGCGGCAGUAAUUAACGCUUGGAUCGAUCGCCCAAGAUCCACGCGAUCUCUCGACAAAUCCCUUCGAGACCACCAACCAGAAAUUGCGAAAUCUCGAACGGGAAGUCCGAAGUGGAGGCAGUUAGCGAUAAAAGGGUCCAAAGACGUACACACGCGUUAGAAGGGACGAGAACGAAACGGCGACAGACAAAUCAAAGCGGCGGCAGUGGAAGAGCGCGAAAGCGGGGGAACUAGGGUUCGAAAAUCGAGCGACAAGUUUCGCAAAGUGUCUAAACUCGGCGAAAUUGGACGCAAAACGACGACGAACCGGGAGAGACAGGUAACGGGAUAGGAAGUUUGAGAAGCGACGCUGAAAGGGUCGUCGGAGCGGUGACAUAUUUCAGCGACGCUGUGGCUGUAUCCGAGUAACUGGGGGAAGGGAAGACGAGAGCGGGGUGGAAUAAAAGGCGAACGUCGAAAAGCGACGAUAUCGAACCGUAGGAAAAGCGCAACGGUAGUGAAAAAAAAUAAACAGCCCUGUGCGGGGGAGUGAAAGCCGUGAAAGCCGUGAAAGCCGAGUGGAGGAAACAAGGUGACGAGUUAAGAGCAACGAAAGAAUCUCGACGGAGAGAAACGACCUUCGGGCUAGAGAUCUAAUAACAGGGAGACAGUAGGCUGGAGGGAAUACGAAGAAAAAGAAACAAGAUUAAGUGGUUGGGGCAACGAAACGACGACAAGGGGGCGGCGGCAGAGGCGGAGGAGCGAAUAAAGACAAGAAAUCGACGGUGGAAAAAAGAAGACGUUCGAUCAAAUGAAUAACCGAGCCGUGAGUGGGUGGAAGCAUGAGAAUUCCAAGUGGAUGUGUUUCCUCGGCCCGAUCAAAGUAUCCGGCUACACGUUACACAGGCCACCGGCACUCGCGUCACGUAUCCAGAUCCAUUGAGGGGCAAAAAUGGGUGCCAACCAGUCGACACGGAACGAGCCUACUCCUGGCGAAGAAGUGAACUUCGAUCACUUUCAGAUCCUACGAGCCAUCGGGAAAGGAAGCUUCGGAAAGGUGUGCAUAGUACAGAAACGAGAUCGUACUGGAAACAUGUACGCGAUGAAGUACGUGCACAAGGGUGAGUGCGCGAUGCGGGGUGCGUUGAAGAACGUCGCACGGGAAGUGGAGAUCCUCUCGCAGCUGGAACACCCCUGUUUGGUGAACCUGUGGUUCAGUUUUCAAGACGAGGAAGACUUGUUCAUGGUCUCCGAUUUACUGCUUGGCGGCGAUCUCAGGUAUCACAUCCAGCAAGAGGUCGUCUUCUCCGAGAAAAGCAUUGUGCUGUUCGUUGCCGAGAUCGCUCUGGCCCUCGAUUAUUUGCAGAGUCACAAAAUCGUACAUCGAGACAUAAAACCCGAUAACAUUCUGUUGGACGAAGAAGGACACGCGCACGUCACGGAUUUCAACAUUGCAACGGUAUUGGAGGAUGGAGAAUUGGCUACGUCGAUGUCGGGAACAAAACCGUAUAUAGCUCCGGAAAUUUACAUGUGUUCCUGCGAGGAAUACGGCGUUCUUGGCUACGGUUUUGCCGUGGACUGGUGGAGCCUGGGAAUUCUUGCUUGGGAAACCCUCGCAGGAGAACGUCCUUACCCUCUCUGUUCCACUACGACGCACAGAGAGGCUUUGCAAAUCCUGCAGAAAGAAAGACCGACACCCGUCGACUGGAGCUCCGCGAUCUGCGAGCUUCUGAACAGACUGUUAGUCGUGGCACCAGGCGCGCGAAUAUCCACGCUCAAGGAGCUGAAGCAAGUGAACGCGAUGAGGGAACUCGACUUUGACAAAGUGUUGAACAAGCAGAUCAAACCCUCGUUCACGCCGCCGAAAGAUCACCUCAAUUGCGAUCCGACGUUCGAGCUGGAGGAGAUGAUCAUCGAGACGAAGCCGUUGCACAAGAAGAAGAAGCGUCUGGCGAAACAAAGAUCUCUGAAAGUGGAUCAUCUCGCCGAGGACACGGCGAUCGGGCUCGCGGAAGGCGCCGGACCGAGCGUCGAUUUCAGACGAUUGGCAUUCAUCCCAGAGUACCGAGUGUAUAAUCGGGAACGCGAGAUGGAGAGGCAGGAGAGGGAAAGGAAGGAGAAACAGUGGGAGGAGGAUUUGAACACUGCCAUGAAGGGUGCCGAAGAGAGACUGAAGACGAAACAACAGCCGGUACAUCGAACCGGAAACCGACUGAGCGUCUCUACAACCAGCGUAAAGACACGCAUAAACGCAUCCCCUAGGCAAGGAAGACGCGCCAGCACCGCGACAUCGUCGGAUAUCGACUACAUCGAUGCGAGUCCUGAACCUUCCACGUCGUAAAUUUCUCCUGAACGAUCUGUUGCGCAGGAAAAAUAAACGCCGACGCGUAUUCUCGGGAAGAACAUCCCGAAACAAAGCGAUCGUCGUUGGAAGUCACAUUCAGUCCCCGAUUUCUAGCGUAUCGAAGAAUUUGAAAAAUUCUCGAUCGUGGUAAAUUGACCUAGUCGUCCGAACGAUGGAUUUCUUCGGUUCGAUGACUGUUUACAAAGUAACGUGAUAAUCGAUAAGAGUAAGGUGAUCGCAGAUCCAACUUUCCGUCGUCCUUUUCCUUUCUUUUUAAUCUUCGUAGAAGAGAAAUGAUAUAUACUGGAAGUUUAUUAAAAAAGAUAGAAAAGAAUUACAAAGAAAUCAACGUUUCUCUACAGAUAAGAUUUCUCUUUGGGAAAAAAUGAACUCGUACCUCGAACGAUUGAUCUCACGCCUCUUCUUCGUCUGUCAUAAGGAAAAGCGUAUCGUUUAUUUUUGUAAAGAACGAAAGAAGAAACAUUGCCGACCAAAAGUAAAGCCUUUGAAAGGACCAUUUUGCCAAACCGAAAACUUAACGCAAAGAUAUAAGGAGGUACUGGGGACAUGGUCUUUCUUCUUCCUCGAACUCACCUUUCCUUGGGAAAAGGGAAAAAUUUCGAGCAAACGCACGGUCCAAGAAAUACUCGGAACAAUCUUCGUACCAUUCGCACCUCGUUUUAAUCCAUAGUUCGUACCUACGUGCUGUUUAACUUACCUCUUAGAAAGUUACGCAAGUUCGUGUAGUCUCGAUUCCCAUAAAUUUUAUAACGUUAAAUCAAGUUAACAUUGUAAGGUCGUAGCGAUACGCGUACGAAGACUCGUAUCGUUCGAACGCUUUAGAAAAUUACGAUUAACGUUACGAGGAUCGCGCGUUGUUUCUCGAUUCAUAUCCUUGUCCAAUGAUACAUACCUGCCAUCGUUUCGCGUAUACCUCGUGUCUUGUAUAAUAACAGAUCAACGAUCGCUCCUCUGAUAAUCAACCGACGAACACCAAGAACAAUGUAAUUUUAUAAAUAGUCGUUAAGAAAGAACCCUACGCUGUAACGUGAAAUUAAACGAUGAUUAAACCAUCGAACCUCUCGAAUCUUGUCUAUCCCUGUUUUCUCGAUAUGGUGUAUCGAUCAUACGAUCGCGACCAGCGAAAAUAUUUGUCUCUUUGUGGAACGAUCAAACGAGGAAAUACGAUCGCUUCUCUUGGUCCACGAUCUCUCGUCGCACAGGGUUUAUGUUUGAGAAAUGAAUCGACGAUAAGGAAAAGUAAAGUGUGCAUUACGUCGUGAGGUUCUCGACGCUGUUGGUAAUUGAUAUUUGGCAGAAAGAAAGAAUUCUCAGUGGACGUUUGAUAUUAAAGUAGAGCACGACCACCGAAGAAAGGAGUGUCAAAUAAUCGAUAAAAGCAGCACCGUUCCGCGGAAAGGAAGAGAGCGAAAAGUGAAACAACAAAGCUAGUUUUUCCACUUUCCGUUUCCGACGAAAGAGGCCUUUAGUCUACGACCAGUUUAAACGAUCAGAAAAGCUGUGUUGUAUAAGUGCGAAAUGGACGAUUCGAGUCCUUAAUUUGUAGCGUUCAAACAAAAAUAAGAUCUUAAGAACGUUAAUAGGAAAAUAACGAUAAGGAAAGAUCGAUACUGAUAAAUGUGAAAAGUCGUGAUCAUAAGGGACAAACGAUUACGUUUACUCGACAUGGUAUUAGGGGAAAUACAGCGAUAGAAAAGGUAAAAGUACGUGUUAUCGGGACGAGAUCGAAAGAAAAAUUACAAAGCAAACAUUAAUCAAGAUUAAUUUGAUUCGAGAGUGGAAAAUUUUUAUCGACGGUACGAACGGACUUCUUCUUUUUCCAAUCGAUGGAUAUAAGAUGAAAAUUCUGUACAAUCGUCGCAAUCGACUAAAUAAGUUCACAUUUUCUAUUUAUUUGUAUUUACAUGUCUUUCCCGAUAAACACAAACCAAUCGAUUUGAUUUUAGAAAAUGGGACAGAUGAAAUAAAGAAAAGCGUAAUUUCGUCAUUUUCUUGUUAUUCAAAAAUUUAAUUUAUUUAAUACUCGAUAUGAAACUGAAAAAAAAAAAUUUGACUAGCAGAUAUUUUGUAUCAUAUAACUGAGAUAAUCGUAUAAAAAAACCUCUGCUUCUCUUUCCAUCUAUUUGCGUACUAAUGAUUUCUAUAAAAGCAUAAUUUAU
This is a messenger RNA of Bombus pascuorum, 4723 nucleotides long. RefSeq names its product serine/threonine-protein kinase 32A. The transcript has 9 exons. NCBI's taxonomy places the organism in Eukaryota, Metazoa, Arthropoda, Insecta, Hymenoptera, Apidae. Bases 1152 to 2540 code for a protein of 462 amino acids. The record is from RefSeq and is a predicted model, not a curated record. Gene Ontology annotation, biological process: G protein-coupled receptor signaling pathway; regulation of signal transduction; protein phosphorylation. Gene Ontology annotation, molecular function: G protein-coupled receptor binding; G protein-coupled receptor kinase activity; ATP binding.